AUGAGCCCGCCGGCCGGCACCCCGCCUCAGAUGGCGCCCAGGGAGGGCCACCAGCAACCGCACCCAGAGCCGAGGACCGAUGUUAAGCUUCACAAAUCGGAAACCACAGGGUCGGGAUCCAAGUGCAAAGAGGCAAAGAAAGAUAAAGAGAAGAAGAAGGAGGAGGAAGAUGGUGAUGAUGUGAAGGCGAUAAAGAAGAAGGAAAAAUCUGAUGUGAAGGGUGAUAGUAAGAAGAAAGAAAAGCAUUGUGAAGAGGAUGUUGAAGGCAAGAAGAGAGACAAAGAAAAGAAAGAAAAGCAUUGCGAGAAGGACGUUGAAGGCAAGAAGAAAGACAAAGAAAAAAAAGAAAAGAAGAAGGAUAACUCUGACAAUUUGGAAGAUAUUAAUAAGAAAGAAGAUGAUGGUAAGGAGGAUGCCGAAGGCAAGAAGAAACACAAAGAAAAGAAAGAGAAGAAAAAGGAUAAAUGUGAAACGGUGGAAAGAAAAAUGGAGGAGGAUGUUGGUGAGGAUGAAGAAGGGACGAAAGAGAAAAAGGAUAAGUCUGAUAAGAAGAAAGAGAAGAACAGUGAGGAGGAAGCGGGUAAGAAGAAAGACAAAGAUAAAAAGGAGAAGAAAAACAAGGCUACCAAGGAGAAGGCAAACGAUCCUGUGAAGCUGAAGGCAAAGCUGGAAAAGUUAGAUACUAAAUUGAAAGACAUACAAGCAAAGAAAGAAGACAUCCUGAGGUAG
Molecule: messenger RNA, 729 nt
Organism: Panicum virgatum (switchgrass)
Lineage: Eukaryota; Viridiplantae; Streptophyta; Magnoliopsida; Poales; Poaceae
Product: protein PXR1-like
Exons: 1
Coding region: 1-729 (242 amino acids)
Source: RefSeq, a predicted model, not a curated record